AGCUAGCCCCCUGAGCCCCGCCCUCCAUAACUUCUCGCGGGAUCUGGCAGGAUCUCCCUCUUUCUUUCGCUGCCUCCGUCAUGCCGACCAAACUAAGGAAGACCAGGAAGCUCCGUGGACAUGUCAGCCAUGGCCACGGCCGUAUUGGCAAACACAGAAAGCAUCCUGGAGGUCGCGGUAAUGCCGGUGGUAUGCAUCACCACAGAAUCAACUUUGAUAAGUACCACCCUGGUUACUUCGGUAAGGUCGGUAUGAGACAUUACCACUUGAAGAGGAAUCAACAGUUCUGCCCCACAAUCAACCUGGACAAACUGUGGACCUUGGUCAGUGAGCAGACCAGGCUGACCCAUGCUAAGAACCUUGAAGGCCCAGCACCCAUCAUCGAUGCCGUGCGUGCAGGUUACUACAAGGUUCUCGGAAAAGGCAAACUCCCCAGACAGCCAGUCAUCGUAAAGGCAAAGUUCUUCAGCCGCCGAGCAGAGGAGAAAAUCAAAGGAGUUGGUGGUGCCUGUGUGCUGGUAGCAUAAACUGCACAGAAAACUAUUAAACUUCCAUUCUUUACACUC
Molecule: messenger RNA, 566 nt
Organism: Bufo bufo (common toad)
Lineage: Eukaryota; Metazoa; Chordata; Amphibia; Anura; Bufonidae
Gene: RPL27A
Product: ribosomal protein L27a
Exons: 5
Coding region: 81-527 (148 amino acids)
Biological process (GO): translation
Cellular component (GO): cytosolic large ribosomal subunit; ribosome
Molecular function (GO): structural constituent of ribosome
Source: RefSeq, a predicted model, not a curated record